Aspergillus costaricaensis CBS 115574 is the source of this 1042-nucleotide messenger RNA. Its product is annotated as aldo/keto reductase. The record is from RefSeq and is a predicted model, not a curated record. NCBI's taxonomy places the organism in Eukaryota, Fungi, Ascomycota, Eurotiomycetes, Eurotiales, Aspergillaceae. The transcript has a single exon. The coding region runs from base 32 to 1042 and encodes 336 amino acids.
CGGUAACAUUCGCAUAACGCAUAACAACAAAAUGGAAUACCAACGCCUCGGCAAAAGCGGCCUCAAAACCUCCAAAAUCAUCCUCGGAUGCAUGACCUUUGGCAAUCCCGCCUGGGAAGGCAGUCCCUGGGUACUUCCGGAAGACGAAGCCCUCCCAUUACUCAAGAAAGCCUACGACAGCGGAAUCAACACUUGGGACACAGCAAACUCCUACUCCAACGGGACAUCAGAGAUCCUAAUCGCUAAAGCCUUGGCGAAAUACAACAUCCCACGAAGCAGGGUCGUGAUCAUGACGAAGCUAUACUAUCCAGUCUUCGACCCGGAUUCUCCAUCGCGACCCAAUCCCGCCAUAAACGACGGUGAGUUGGUGAAUCAGAUGGGCCUGAGUCGAAAACAUAUCUUCGACGCGGUGGAAGGGUCACUUGCGCGCCUGAACACGACGUAUAUUGAUGUGUUACAGCUACAUAGACUGGAUGAUACUGAGCCAGAGGAAAUCAUGGGUGCACUGCAUGAUCUUGUCCGGAUGGGCAAAGUUCAUUAUCUGGGUGCGUCGAGCAUGUAUUGUUGGCAGUUGGCGCGGUUGCAGUACACGGCGAAGAUGAAUAAUUGGACGACUUUUACGAGUAUGCAGGGGCUGUGGAACUUGCUUUACCGGGAGGAGGAGCGGGAGGUUAAUCCGUUCUGUAGGGCUGAGGGGAUUGGGUUGAUUCCUUGGAGUCCGUUGGCUCGUGGGUUGUUGGCUAGGCCGUGGAAUGCGCAGACGUAUCGGUCUAGUCAGGAUAAGAAGACGGUUAAAUGGUUCUCUGGGGAUCAGAACGAGGUUAUUGUUUCACGGGUGGAGCAGUUGGCAAGGAUGAAAGGGUGCAGUAUGAGUGCUGUUGCUAUUGCGUGGUUGUUGAAGAAGGGCGCGUGUCCGAUUGUGGGGUUGAAUAGUAUGGAGAAAAUUGAGUCGGCGGGAGAGGCGUUGCGUGUUGAACUGUCUGAUGAGGAGGUUAGGCUACUUGAGGAAGAGUAUAGGCCUCUCCCUGUGCAGGCUAUAUAA